Messenger RNA from Archocentrus centrarchus (flier cichlid), 1034 nucleotides. RefSeq names its product SUMO-conjugating enzyme UBC9-like. The coding region runs from base 363 to 839 and encodes 158 amino acids. NCBI's taxonomy places the organism in Eukaryota, Metazoa, Chordata, Actinopteri, Cichliformes, Cichlidae. The record is from RefSeq and is a predicted model, not a curated record. The transcript is spliced from 7 exons.
CCUAACGAGAUAAACAAAUUGGGGUCCUUCCUCGCGUUAGGCUAGCAGUCGAAACGGUUUUUAGAGUCACGUUCUUUUGCACAACUGUGCUAAAUUGUGGGGUAAAUUGUACCAUUAUAAUCUGAGUGAAGUGUUUUAGUAAUGUUGAUAAAACAAACGGUUCUUCUGGUUCGGUCAUUUACAACCUAACUAGCCCGCUGGUGGUGUAUUUUUGACCGUCGAAGGGUGUGUUUUUUUCGGUCGCCGUCCAAACGGUGGUAACAGUAGCAUUAGCGAAACAAACAAGCCAACCUUGAGAUCCGUGUAACUCCAGUUUUGAUAUUUAGCCAACUAAAACACGAGGGGGGCGUUGAUGAGCAGCAAUGUCUGGCAUCGCUCUUAGCAGACUGUCCCAGGAGCGCAAAGCCUGGAGAAAAGACCACCCGUUUGGGUUUGUUGCUGUGCCCACUAAGAAUCCGGAUGGAACCAUGAACCUGAUGAACUGGGAGUGUGCCAUCCCAGGGAAGAAAGGAACAUUGUGGGAGGGAGGACUAUAUAAACUCAGAAUGCUGUUCAAGGAUGACUACCCUUCAUCUCCACCCAAAUGCAAGUUUGAGCCACCAAUAUUCCACCCAAAUGUCUACCCAUCAGGCACUGUGUGUCUGUCCAUCCUGGAGGAGGACAAAGAUUGGAGACCUGCCAUCACCAUCAAACAGAUUCUUUUGGGAAUCCAGGAGCUGCUGAAUGAGCCAAACAUUCAAGAUCCAGCACAAGCAGAAGCUUACACAAUUUACUGUCAGAACAGGAUGGACUAUGAGAAGAGGGUAAGGGCACAGGCCAAGAAGUUUGCCCCCACAUAGAGUGGAGAGGUGGCCUCGAUCCAGCCUGAACAGAGAGCUCACAAACAGGAGGCAGGCAGCACCUGAUGGACCACUCCAAUAAGAAUCCAAUUUUAAGUAUUCUAAAUAUAUUUUUUGAUACAGGCAACAAGUGAGCCUGUUUUUGUUUUGAAAAUUUAAUGAGAUCAUAAAUUUUACCUUGUCCUCAAAAAAGGG